Messenger RNA from Folsomia candida, 1208 nucleotides. RefSeq lists its product as uncharacterized. The record is from RefSeq and is a predicted model, not a curated record. NCBI's taxonomy places the organism in Eukaryota, Metazoa, Arthropoda, Collembola, Entomobryomorpha, Isotomidae. The coding region runs from base 516 to 1208 and encodes 230 amino acids. The transcript is spliced from 3 exons.
CUUCACCGUUUUGGCACAUGCGCUGCGGCAAUAAUUAUGAAAAGCUCAUAAUACAUACACGCUAAAUAAUGAUGUAUACAACCACUUGAGGAAAACGAAAUUGUGGAAAAUUUGCUCAACCUUGAUGAUAUAUUACUAUAAUGAAGUAUAAAAAAUAGUCAAUUAGCUUGUACAAAAUUUAUUUUACACAGUCUUGGACAAAUUUUAUUCAAAAGUUUAGUUAUCAUGAUUUUACUCAAUGUUGUAAAAACUUUGCAUAAAUUCCUGAGUAAUUGUUGUACAACAUUGGGGAAGUAUUGACCAACUCAGUUGGCUGUUUAACGCUCAUUCAAUCUGGGGAGAAUUUACUCAUUAAGAGAGCAAAAUCAUACCACACAUUGAGCAAAAUUCAGUCAAAUGUUGUGGUGGUUCAGCCCGUGCGGCGGUCUUUGUCAGUUGGAAGCACGAGACCAACAGAACCAGUCAAAAAGAAUUAAUUUUGCCAUUUUGAGUUGCAAAAUUAAAUUUACGCCAAAAUGGGUGAUUUUGUUGAAAAAGUUCUCGAGAUUGCAGGGCUGGUGGAACUCAUCGCAACAUUCAAAGAUCAAGACGUGGACGAAAAUGUGCUUCGCAAACUGCCAGAUUGCCAAGUCGGAUCGCUUGAAGAGCGUAUUUUAGCUGAUAUCGUUCCAUCAAUUGGACGGAGGCUAAAAAUUAUUAAUGCAAUCAGGGAAGUCGCCGCCGUAAGUACCCUUCAAAAUAAACGACUGUUUAAUUGUAGCAUUUGCAAAUCAAAUUUCCAAGAAUUCAAUACAUAUUGGAAUCAUUUAAUAAGUUUUCACGAAAUUAGUAAAGGAACGGCUAGAAUUAAUUGUCCUUUGUGUUCUACAAUUUUUACUAGCACCGAGACACUUAAAAAUCAUGUAAAACUCUUUUGUCCAAAGAAUAGAAGUAGAUCAGUAAAUUCAAAUCUAGCUAUACGUCAGGAUAUUUCUCAAAUUACUGAAGAGGAAAUUGGACCUAAUUUGUUGGCAGAUAUUACUACAGACUAUAAAUUAGCUUUUGUCAAAACACUACAAAUGUCGGGUUCAAUUUCAUUAGUAAAGUCAGCUGAAAUUUUAUCAUCUGCAAAUUCUCUAGUAAAUAGCAUUGUCGAUAUUGCUAAAAAUUUUGUCAAAAUUAUUGAAGGAAUAUGGUAUCAACAACAUAUUGAAACCAAUGGUCGAUGA